Aegilops tauschii subsp. strangulata is the source of this 1110-nucleotide messenger RNA. Lineage: Eukaryota; Viridiplantae; Streptophyta; Magnoliopsida; Poales; Poaceae. The record is from RefSeq and is a predicted model, not a curated record.
GAGAAACCCUACGCCUCGUUCCCAAAUCCCAAUCCGGCGAGAACCAUGGCCCCCAAGGCCCGCGGCCGCGGCGCUGGAGGCCCGGAUGGCUGCGGAGGCAGCGGCUCGCGGUCGAGGCCGCGGCGGGAGAGUUGCACGGGUUCCGCCCCCGCUUGAGGCGGCGGCGGAAGCAGGCGGCGGCGCUGUUGUCGCCGUCGGGCACGGAGCGGGAGGUGUGGGCCUACGGGUCGCAGGGCUUGGUGCGGGUGGCCUGGGACAUGGCGCUGGCGGACUCCGACCUAGAGGUGUAGGCGUGCAGGGAGUUCUUGGUGCGGGCGCUCUCGGUGCCGGUGAGGCGGCGGAAGCAGGCGGCGGCGGCCAUGGAGCAGGUGCAGGGGCGGUAGGCCCAGGUGGCGCCGCUCUUGGCAGGGUUGGCCUUGCACGUGGUGGCGGUCCGUUGGUGGCGGAGGCGGCGGGAAAUGGCGCUGGUCGCGGGGCAGGUGGCCUUGGCGGCGGAGGUGACGCGCCUAGAGCUGUCCGCCGUGACGACGCCGACAACCCUCUGCCGUACUGGCUCUUGGGAAAUGAUAACCACGGGGCCGACUCCAAGAAGCCUCCCCUGCUUCGUCCUAUGGGGCUUUCCAAGAUCAAUCCCAAGGAGCUACAUGUGUACGGGCUUACAGUUGAAUAUCGGACUGGUGAUACAGAAACGGAUCAAAUGAACGAGCGACUGGUAGCACUAUACAAUACCCUCGGAGACAAAAGAGUAGAACUAUAUGAGAAGGCUUCUGAUGAUACACCGUCACGAAAAGACCAUCUUGACUACAGAAAGGAGAAGGAACAUCUGAUGAGGAUGAUUGGGGAUCUCCAAGAGGCCAUCAAGGACCGCGACGCAAAGCUGUACCCCUUCCCCAAGAUUUUUGCCACUGAUCCUCCUAUCUAGGGGCAGCAGUUUUUUGUCAGAUUGGUUUGUGCAGAGAAUAGGCCGCUGAGUCGGGACCCCAUGUUCAUUUGGUUGGUACAGGUGUCUAUAUGGCUAUAUGCAUGGUUGGUACAGAAAGUCGGGAUCACACACGAAACAUGUAAAAAUGACUAGUCUGAAAGUUGUUUUUCCCCUCCCGCUAUAGUCAA